AUGUGGAUUGAGCAUUGGAGGAGGAUCGGGGGAUCAAACGAUGCCGGAAGCUGCGACCUCGCCAAGGGAGAUAAAGAGAUCUCCCACUCUAGUGAAAGAGAGAAGACGCAGGUCAAACAUGUCAAGGAGGAUGGGAGAGGCUCUUGGAUGUGGCGAAAACUCUUGAAGCUGAGGUCGCUGGUGUAUGAGUUUAUGAGGUUUGAGGUAAAUGAUGGAAGAACUGCAUUUUUCUGGUUUGAUGAUUGGCUGCGUAUGGGAAGACUUAUAGACAUCACGGGUAACGUCGGAACUUGUUAUCUGGGUAUAGCUCGCAAUGCUCGGGUCAAUGAUGCAGCUAGACAAUCAGAGUGGAGGGUUAGGGGACAGAGAAGCCAACACUAUCAUGAGCUUCAUGCCCGUAUACAGGCUGAGCCGGUACCAGAUGAAGAACGAGGGGGAGAUGUAGUGCUAUGGAAACAUUCAGAUGACAACUAUAAGACAUGUUUUUCAUCAGCUAAAACAUGGGAUCAAAUUAGAGACCGAAGGCCUGUAGUAUUCUGGAGUAAGAGUGUUUGGUUCACACAAGGAGUGCCAAGGAUGAGAGCUUGGGGGAUUCAGCAGGGUUGUGUUCUUUGUGGAGAGAGGGAUGAAACUAGAGACCAUAUCUUCUUCGCCUGUCCCUACCCAUUUACGGUAUGGGAUACUCUUGCGAACAGACUUACAUGUAGCAGAACUGAUCCAGAUUGGAUGCAUACUGUGCAGUUUGUGAGCAAUAACAACCUUCAGCUGCUAGACAAGAUCCUGGAAAGAAAUGACAGGAGACAUCAGACUGGCUAUCGUACAGUGCAACAAGUCGUUCGAAUCGUCGACAAGGCAGUGAAAAACAGAAUCACAUCCCUUCGGUAUAAGUCUGAGCAUAAGUUGGCUGGACUGAUGCAGAGAUGGUUUGCGGUCACAGGAUAA
Messenger RNA from Brassica napus (rape), 942 nucleotides. RefSeq lists its product as uncharacterized. Lineage: Eukaryota; Viridiplantae; Streptophyta; Magnoliopsida; Brassicales; Brassicaceae. The transcript has 4 exons. Bases 1 to 942 code for a protein of 313 amino acids. The record is from RefSeq and is a predicted model, not a curated record.